UCUUAAUAUAAAAGGCACUAUGCAGGUGGCAUCGUUAGAAAGUUUAUCUCCUUUUGGUGGCCACAAAAUCAUCCUUUUUUCUUGUUUCCUUAUAAAAAAACUUAGCUUUCAUGGCCAACAUGGGUCCUGAAAUUGGUGCAUGCCUAUUUCUUUCCUGAAGAAACCACAUGUACAGAGCUUCUUCCACUUCUGGAUGUUCAGCUUUCUUGAGUGUCUGUCUCUUGCCUGGCCCGCAGUCAGUAGUUGACACGAACUUCUUGAUCUUCU
Molecule: messenger RNA, 267 nt
Organism: Acanthoscelides obtectus
Lineage: Eukaryota; Metazoa; Arthropoda; Insecta; Coleoptera; Chrysomelidae
Source: the annotation of a GenBank genome assembly